GAGGAUUUGGACACCACAUCUUUCGUCUACUUGAGUGAAGAUGAACGCUUUUUGGUCGCGCAAGUGCCGAAUGUGUUGCACAUCCCCAAUGGAGGGGAACUGCCGCCUAGAAGGCAUUUUCCCCUAAAGGGCAACCCCGUUCAACGGGGGCUUCUGGCAUUAGACAGGUCAAGCUUGACGGGCUCCAUCUAGCACUGAUCGCUCCCCGUAGCUGAUUCCCCUCGAACUAUGCUUUCGAUUUUCGAUUUCUGCUUGUUCCUUGAUGAUGAGCGAUCCAAAGUUCAGGAAAUGGAUCGUGACAGGUUGCCACCACUUGAAAACCUCCUAUUCCGGCAUUUACCCGGUAGAUGACCUGACAGCCCUCUUUCAGAAUGCUCUGAAUGAGAUGGACAUGCCAUUCAACAAGCGUGCAAAUCCCUAUUCAACCUGCUCUUCCUUCGCCAUCGACCCUCAGAAUGUUGCAAAUUCCAUUGUUUACAUAAGCAGAACCAGUGCUUAGUAACCGAAUAACCUUAUCCACAGAUCAUAGAUCCCAGGUAACUGCCGUGGGGAAACUUGAACUUUUUGUUGAGGAAAUGUCGCGAAGGACCAGUAUAACGUGUGAGCACCUGGCACCCCCAUGUCUGUGUUCGCACAACACAACCUCACAUGAAGGUGACCAUGACCAAACACCGGGCAAAACGGGCGAGUCGCGAACCUCGUGGGCUUCGAUGAGCAGCAAUGGCUCCACAGCAUCCUCUUCUGACCGACACCAAAAGAUGCCUUCGAAUACCUUUUACAAACGGACAUUGCCCUCCACAUGCACACCCUUCAACUCUGCAAAAGGUCGCUCUCUGUUUACCGGAGCGUUGACGGAAGGAUACAUGGAGACAUACUUUGCUCUAUCAUUGCAAUAUUUAACCCAGUCAGAGCCAGCAUAUUGUGGACUUUCUUCUCUUUGUAUGGUGCUGAACGCUCUUGAAAUUGAUCCCGGACGGCAGUGGAAAGGCGUUUGGAGAUGGUAUGAUGAGAGCAUGCUCGACUGUUGUAGACCUCUGGAAGACGUCAUGAAGAACGGAAUUACGUUGCCAGAGUUCGUAUGCCUAGCACGAUGCAAUGGACUAAAGGCGCACCUGAGAAGGGCAGACAAAAUCACGAAAGAGCAAUUUCUGGCCGAUUUAAAGCAAACGUCUCGCGAGCCAAAAGAAUUCUUGGUCGUAUCGUACGAUCGCGGAACUCUACAGCAGACUGGAACGGGGCAUUUUAGCCCGGUGGGUGGGUAUAACGAGUCAGAAGACAUGGUCUUGAUAUUGGAUGUCGCGCGCUUCAAGUAUCCAGCAUACUGGGUGCCGUUCGAUCUGCUCUGGCAAUCACUGCAACCGUGCGACACAACAACUGGGAAGCCAAGGGGCUAUGUCAUCCUCAAACGAGGAAAGCGUAGCUACGUGCAAUCCGCCCUCAGUCAGCUGGCCGUGAACCGCGAGUCUUGGCCUCGUUUGUCCAACAUCCUAUUCCAAGAACUCCCCAAGCGGUUUGCCACGUCACCACCCGAGAGCCCUGCUCAGUUCAUUUCCGUUGUUGUGGACGCCAUUCCCGAUGAGUAUGAUUCUGUGGUGGAAAAUCGCAUGCCGCUAUUUGUGGCUCCUUUUGCUGCAGAUGAUCAGGUGUUAACAGCAACCGCAGAUGGAACGAGCGUGGGACAAUGUGACCCACACCAGGUCGGCUGUGAAAACGUCCAGGCUACUCUGGAUGCAUACGUAGCCGGGCUCGAUGAUUUGUUGCACAAGCUUGCGGAAACCGAUCUGUAUCGGUUUGUGGCGGACUCAAUUGCGUCCAAGCGCAAGAUGCGAAAUAGAGAACAAAUUAUGGCUAUGGCGGCAGCUGCCAGCGCCAAAGCAGCUGCCGCUCUUGCCGCUCAGAAUGGUGAACCAACGGACGCAACUACCGAACCCACCUCAUCCACACCACCGAUCCUUAAACCUCUCUUCAUCGAGCGUACUUCCGCCAUGUCUUCUGCCCGUAUCUCUUCCCCACCAAUGUCUCCUCGUUACGCUGUCAUCAAUGCUACGCAAUCCUGUGUGUCCAGCCCUCGACUUAGCGGAAUUUUCACCCCUGAGCGAGCAACAUCGUCAUCCUCACUGUCACUAUCCCUUGCUAAUCUGCAUCCGCCUAACCAUCCAGUAAACGACUUCACUGCUUUCUUGACCAUGUUUUUGUUUGCCCUGUUUUCUUACAAGCCUUUCCAUGAAAAUUUGAGGGACGUGGACGCGGAUGGGGAUUAUGGUUUAUUAGAGCUACAGCAUCAGGAUCCACCGUCGCAGGAGGGAACCCGGAAUGGAAAAGCAAGUGGAGAGUUUAUGCCAAACGGCCGGAGGAUGUCUAUGGCUGAACGAGUUCGAGGUGUCGUCAACUUGGAUGUGGCAGGAAUUCAGGAUGUGAAUUUGCGAAUGGAGGUUGCUUUUUUGCGGGACCAAAUUGCUGCUUUGACAGAAUUGCAGAGUCAGGAUGCAAGUCGGGUUGCCGGUGUACCUACACCAUCAUCGGCGUCAUCUUCUCUUUCGGUUGACGCAAGUGUACCAUUGUUGACAGAUGCCAAUGCAAGCAAUGUUAAUAGUUCAUGACGAACUAGAGAAGCGAGGUGCAUGAAACCAAAGCUGUUACAGUAGCCCAUGGCUAGAACAUUCUGUAUUCAGUAUUUGCUCUAGUGCUGAAACGGCCCUUAUCACCUACUAUACACCAUCUCUAGAUAUUUUAUACAAAAAAGAUACAGAUUAUCGCUAAUAUGUAUCGCAUUAAACUUUGGCGGCAAAACUUCUCAACAAAGCAUCCUCUCCCCCGC
Messenger RNA from Spizellomyces punctatus DAOM BR117, 2818 nucleotides. RefSeq lists its product as uncharacterized. Bases 576 to 2600 code for a protein of 674 amino acids. The transcript has 5 exons. Gene Ontology annotation, molecular function: metal ion binding; glutathione gamma-glutamylcysteinyltransferase activity. Lineage: Eukaryota; Fungi; Chytridiomycota; Chytridiomycetes; Spizellomycetales; Spizellomycetaceae. Gene Ontology annotation, biological process: cellular detoxification of cadmium ion; detoxification of copper ion; phytochelatin biosynthetic process. The record is from RefSeq and is a predicted model, not a curated record.